CAGUCGUUCAUGCGCUGAGGCUGACCGGACGCGCCGCGCGCACAUUCAUGUCUGUUCACUGCGCUCGAGCGUCAAGGAAUGCGCGAGAGGAGAUGAAACUUUCCUUCAGAGGGACCGAGCGCCUUAAGAUUUUUCCAUCAGAAGACAGAAAUUAUUGGGUUGUUGUCGAGUUCUGCGUUCAGAAGAUUUGUAAAUGAAGAUUACUGCCGUUUUACACCUGGUUGCUGUCGCUGCUUUACUUCAGGUCUAUUCUCACGUGUGUGCCAUUCCGCCAGAAUGUGAUCUAGAAUUCGUGCUACUCAGAGAGGAGGAAAACUGCUACAACAUCAUCUAUCAAGAGAACCUGACAGAGACCGGGUCCACACACAAAGGUUGCAGUGCUUUAUGGGAUGAUCUGAACUGUUGGCCUCAUGCUGAAGUGGGAGAGACUGUGUCGCGCCCAUGCCCCAGUUUCCUUCGGGUCAAAGGAGCUGUGAUGAAAAACUGCACUGAGAAUGGCUGGUCUGAAAUGUUCCCGCCGUACGAGCUCGCCUGCGGCCAUGGGCUCAAUGACAGCUUUCAUAAUCCCAAUGACUCGGUGCUGGUCUCACAUGAGUAUUUCUUUUAUGUGAAGAUCAUGUAUUCUGUGGGAUACGCCAUCUCUCUUGUCUCACUCAGCAUUGCUCUCACAGUAUUGUGUGUGUUCAGGAAGCUGCACUGCACUCGUAACUUCAUCCACAUGCAGCUUUUUUUGUCCUUCAUCCUGAGAGCCGUCUUCAUCUUCAUCAGAGAUGCUGCGCUGCAUUACUCACAGGAGUACUACCACUGCAACUCUCAUCCGCCUGGCUGCAAAGUGGCACUGUUCCUGUCUAAUUACUGCAUCCUGGCAAAUUACAGCUGGCUGCUGGUGGAAGGUCAUUAUCUCCACAGCCUCAUUAACCUCUCACUGCGUUCACAGAAGAGACGCCUGCACUGGUACAUCCUGCUCGGCUGGGGGAUCCCAAUGCUUAUUAUUAUCAGCUGGAGUUUGGCCAAAUACCUGCACCAGGAUGAAGGAUGCUGGGAGACGAGAGAUCAUGGCUGGAUAUGGUGGAUACUGCGUGUUCCAGUCAUCAUUUUCAUCACAGUAAACAUGCUGUUUUUUCUGAGUAUUAUUCGGACAUUAGUGGCAAAACUGAAAGCCCCUGACAUGCAUGGAAAUGAAAUUAAUCAUCACAGGAAGCUGGCGAAAUCGACAUUUCUCUUAGUGUCCCUGUUUGGGCUGCAGUAUGUGCUCUUUGCCUUUUUCCCGGAUCGAGUGAGCGCGCUAACCUUCAAGAUCUGGAAUGUCGUUGAGCUAGCAUUAGCAUCCACACAGGGCUUUAUUGUGGCACUGCUGUACUGCUUUUUGAAUGGAGAGGUACAAUAUGAAGUCCAAAGGCGGUGGAGACGGUGGCGCAUGAAGCAGCGUUUCCACGGUGAUCCCAGGGUGCAUCACGGUUCCCUGAGUAACAGUGGCCUGCCGCUGACACAGGUCUCACUGCUGACACGUCCCAGCACACAGGUCACCUGACCACAGCCAUCUAACGCCGACCUACAGCACAGGCACAAAACUCAUGCCACAGCCCCACUCUCAGAAAAAAGGUCCAGAACUCUAGGGUUCCUGGCUCAAUUUUAAAGAACCCUGUAUGCCAAAAAGGUUCUAAAGAGAAAUGUCCUAAACGAUUACAUAAUACUUUCAUGUUUAAUGGGUUAUUUCAGGUUUUUUCUAGAGAUGUAUGUUUACAAGCUUCUUGAUUCAUUUUAAUCAAUUUUAUUAAGCCUUAUGUGGCCUUAGAGAGUUUUUUAUUUAAUUAUUUUGGCUAUGUUCAUGCAAACAGCGUAAAUUUAGCCAAACGUGUGUAUUUUUAUUGGAACUGUAAUAUUUUACCCUCAUUUCCUUUCAUAAAUCUCUUUUUUACACUAGGUGCACAAAAUAGUUACUCUGAGGACCUUAAAGGACAAAAAUAUCCCCAUUAAAUCCAUUAAAAUGGCAAAAAGAGAAAAAUCAUGCAGUCUUUGUAAAACAGGCUUUCAUUCUGUUGGCAAGGCUUCAAAACUUUUUUCACUAUUUUCCAGCGGAUGGCGCCAUUUCUCAGGUUUGGCCUAUGGAGCAAAUACUCACUUUUUCAUGUUUUCUGCUUUUGCUGUAUUAUAGAGCCAAUUGAAUGUGUGUGUGUUAGUUUUUUUUUUUUUUUUAAUCUGACAAUGCACAAAAAAUAAUAUUGCAUAAAUAUUAAUGUUGCUGCUAAAACUGUAAUACCCCCCCCCCCAAAUUGUUUUUGUUGUAGUUUUAUUUUAUAAAAACAACAGUGGCAUUAUGUAAACAAAUGGGCAUUUAAAUGGGUUAAAAUCCUGAAAAUGAAUGAAUUUUUGAUAGUUAUGAUCAGGACUGUGGAAAAAACAUUAAAAUAUAAUAUUUUUUUGACAGAUUUUUUGAUAGAUGAAUUAAAACCAAAUUAAUUAAUUCAAACUAAAUCCAUAAAAUAAUCCUAUGAUGGGAACCCAUUAAAAGUGUUCUAUAUAUGAAGCUCCUGCCGGAACCUUUAAGGUUCCAUAUGGAACCUUUUCUUCUAAGAGUGGCAAUGGCUGAACCAAUCAGAAAUGCACAGUCCAUUUAAAACUGUCAGUUGACUGACACUCACUGAUAGAAAAGCUAAAACUGUCUGACAAUUUAUGGAAAUGACUGUAUUUAUCUUGUAUAUGCCUGUUCUUUAUGGUGUUGUAGUUAUUAUGAAACAAAUGCCUGUGUGCUAGUAAAUUAUUAUACAGUAUAUGAGAAAAACGACAAUAUUAGGUAAAGACAGCACAAUAUGUGAUACUAUUUAAAGGGGUCAUGACAUGAGGAAUCACAUUUUCUUUGAACUAUUGACAUAGACCGAUCAGAAUUAACAUUAUGGCCACUGAGAGGUGAAGUGAAUAACACUGAUUCUCUCUUCAUCACGGCACCUGUUAGUGGGUGGAUAUAUUAGGCAGCAAGUGAACAUUUUGUCCUCAAAGUUGAUGUGUUAGAAGCAGGAAAAAUGGCCAAGUGUAAGGAUUUGAGUGAGUCUGACAAGGGCCAAACUGUGAUGGCUAGACGACUGGGUCAGAGCAUCUCCAAAACUGCAGCUCUUGUGGGGUGUUCCCGGUCUGCAGUGGUCAGUAUCUAUCAAAAGUGCUCCAAGGAAGGAACAGUGGUGAACCGGCGACAGGGUCAUGGGCGGCCAAGAUUUGUUGAUGCACGUGGGGAGUGAAGGUUGGCCCGUGUGGUCCGAUCCAACAGACGAGCUACUGUAGCUCAAAUUGCUCAAGAAGUUACUGCUGGUUCUGAUAAAGGUGUCAGAAUACACAGUGCAUCACAGUUUGUUGCGUAUGGGGCUGCAGAGCUGCAGACCAGUCAGGGUGCCCAUGCUGACCCCUGUUCACCGCUGAAAGAGCCAACAGUGGGCACGUGAGCAUCAGAACUGGACUACGGAGCAAUGGAAGAAGGUGGCCUGGUCUGAUAAAUCAUGUUUUCUUUUACAUCACAUGGAUGGCCGGGUGCGUGUGCGUCGCUUACCUGGGGAACACGUGGUACCAGGAUGCACUAUGGGAAGAAGGCAAGCUGGCGGAGGCAGUGUUGAUGCUUUGGGCAAUGUUCUGCUGGGAAACCUUGGGUCCUGCCAUCCAUGUGGAUGUUACUUUGACACGUACCACCUACCUAAGCAUUGUUGCAGACCAUGUACACACUUUCAUGGAAACGGUAUUCCCUGGUGGCUGUGGCCUCUUUCAGCAGGAUAAUGCGCCCUGCUACAAAGGACUUAAAGGAUCUGAUGCUAACAUCUUGGUGUCAGAUACCACAGCACACCUUCAGGGGUCUAGUGGAGUCCAUGCCUCGACAGGUCAGGGCUGUUUUGGCAGCAAAAGGGGGACAAACACAAUAUUAGGAAGGUGGUCAUAAUGUUAUGCCUGAUCGGUGUAUAAGAGCUUGACUUACUAUAUAAAAAUACAGUACGUUUUAGACAGUAAAAAUUCCUCACUGCAAAGAAGCAUUAGCCACUUUCCACAUUGUGAUGUCACACUUUAAUAGUCACUUGUAUCUGACCGGCUCCACAACAACCCAUUUUAUCAAGUCCACGAGUCACGAGGUGACGGGGUGCUUCUCAUUUCGCAGUUUGUGUUUCCUCAUUUCCUCACAGUUGAAGAAAUGAGAAGCACCCAGGGAACGAGAUGCAAUGAUGUUAAUCACAACAGUGAUUGUUCACUGAAGUCUUCAAGGAGACAGAGCAGCUUUCUGACACGAGGCUGCAUGGGAAAAACAUCAUGUUUUAUAAAUAUAUUACUAUUUUGUGUGCAAAAAAAAAAAAAAAACUGUAUUAAGUGAACAUUAAGAAACAUUUAAAAAAUCCUUUACAUUUUUUUUCUUCAUCCCACUGUUUGGCUGUGUAAAUAUUGAGAUAAUGAUGCCUUGAACGCCUAAUAUCCAUGUGUUGUUCUGAGAGUUAUGAAAUACAUACAGAUGUAAUGACAAGAACGUUCUUUUUAUUAAAUGAAAUGCAGAGAGAUCUCCUCAUGAAUGAGAUGUUUACUGUAAAUAAGAAUAAGAAAGAAUUAAAAAAUACUGUAAAAAAUAUUUCAUUAAAUAUACUAUAAAGACUA
Molecule: messenger RNA, 4617 nt
Organism: Ctenopharyngodon idella (grass carp)
Lineage: Eukaryota; Metazoa; Chordata; Actinopteri; Cypriniformes; Xenocyprididae
Product: secretin receptor
Exons: 13
Coding region: 194-1531 (445 amino acids)
Biological process (GO): adenylate cyclase-modulating G protein-coupled receptor signaling pathway; cell surface receptor signaling pathway
Cellular component (GO): plasma membrane
Molecular function (GO): G protein-coupled peptide receptor activity; secretin receptor activity; peptide hormone binding
Source: RefSeq, a predicted model, not a curated record